CAGGCCCGAUAUGUGCAUCCUUCCACCUAAGGGAAGAUCGGAACAAAGCCAUGGAUUUCUUGGGGGAAGGAGCCACCUUCAGUGUCAUCCGACUGCUGGCCAUGUAUGGUAAAGUGCUGCCCUUUAAUAGCUGAGCAGAUGUAGAUGAGGAUGUGAGAGUCAGGCUAUUUGGGGAGGGGUCGGGUGAGUGCUGUUUACCUGCUAAGAUGGCUUUCACUAGGAGGUGUGUAGGGCUGAUCUCUCUAGCCCUCCUUACGCUGGUGAACGUGGUUACAGGGCAGCUUAGGUACUCAGUAAGGGAGGAGUUGAAUCAUGGGGCUUUUGUAGGCAAUGUGAUCAAUGACUUGGGGCUAGACCUCAAGCAGUUGCCCACACGAAGCUUCAGUAUAACAUCUGGGAAUAACCAACAGUAUUUCGAUGUAAAUCUAGGGAAUGGAGUCUUAUUUGUAAAUAGAACAAUAGAUCGAGAAGCACUUUGCCCCCCAAAUGCCCCUUGUGUAAUAAACCUGGGGGUUGUCAUAGGGAACCCUGUGGAGGUGCACAACAUUGAGGUAGAGAUAUUAGACAUUAACGACCAUGCCCCCAGAUUUCCUAGAAAUGAAUAUUAUUUAAAUAUCAGCGAGUCAGCUAUGCCAGGAGCUAGGUUUCCCAUUGAGAGUGCACUGGAUCCUGACAUAGGAAGCAAUUCUAUUCAGACUUAUAAACUAAAUGACAAUAAUUACUUUGCUCUGGACCUAAAGACAUUUAAUGGGAAUAGUAAGCUGAUUGAAAUCGUGCUGAAAAAAUCAUUAGACAGAGAACAGAGAUCUCUUCAUCAGCUGGUUCUUACAGCUAUAGAUGGUGGCAAUCCUGCAAAAUCUGGCACAGCCCAAAUUUUGGUAUAUGUGAUGGACACAAAUGAUAACAAUCCAUUCUUUGAUAAGUCUACAUACAAAGCCAGUCUGCUGGAAAAUUCACCCACAGGUACCUUAGUGGUCAAGCUAAACGCAUCUGAUCCAGAUGAAGGAUCAAAUGGGGAAGUUGCAUAUUCAUUCAGUGGCUAUACACCACAGAAAGUUAGGCAGUUAUUUACUCUAGAUGCAAAAUCUGGGGAAGUUAGAGUGAACGGCCCAUUGGACUUUGAAAAGUCAUCAUCUUAUGAAAUAUAUGUUCAGGCCACUGAUAAAGGUCCAGUUCCUAUGGCAGGACAUUGCAAAGUGUUGGUGGAAAUAAUUGAUGCCAAUGACAAUGCCCCAGAGAUAGUUGUGACUUCAAAUUAUUCUCCUGUUGCUGAGAACUCACAAGAAGACACCGUUGUGGCUUUAAUGAGUGUAACUGACCAAGAUUCAGGCAUCAACAAAGAAGUUAGCCUAACAAUUCAGCAAUACCUUCCAUUUAAAUUAAAAUCAUUUAAAAAUACUUAUAAACUGGUGACUGAUGGUAAAUUGGAUCGAGAAAAGUGCCCUUCUUACAAUAUCACAGUGACAGCUACAGACUCUGGAAAUCCACCACUGUCAUCUCAGAAAACACUCUAUGUGGAAAUCUCAGAUGUGAAUGACAACCCUCCAGUAUUUGAAGAGUCAUCUUACUCUAUGUAUGUUUUGGAAAACAAUGCCCCAGGAGUAUCCCUGUUCUCUGUAAAAGCCAUGGAUCCAGAUUCCAAUGAAAAUGCAUUUGUUUCGUAUAUGCUUCUACAAGGAGAUGCUGAAGGCCUCCCCAUUUCUUCAUAUGUUUCUGUCAAAUCUGACAAUGGAACUAUAUAUGCAGUCCAGUCAUUUGACUAUGAAAAACUAAGGGAAUUUCGCUUUGUUGUUCAAGCACAAGAUGCUGGAAACCCUCCACUUAGCAGCUCAGCUACUGUAUAUGUUUUUGUUGUAGAUCAAAAUGAUCACGCGCCAACAAUUUUGUAUCCCAUCCCUACAAAUGUUUCAAAGUCUAUUGAGUUGAUUCCACGAGCAGCAAAUGCUGACUACCUUGUCACAAAAGUUAUUGCAGUUGACUCUGACUCAGGGCAAAAUGCCUGGUUGUUUUAUAACUUAGGCAAAUCCACAGAUCCAAAACUUUUUAAGGUGGACUUGCAUACAGGGGAAAUAAGGACUACGAGGAAAGUUGCAGAUGACAGUAUUACCAGCUACAACCUGACUGUUAUUGUAAGAGACAAUGGGGAACCUCCUCUUUCCUCUUCUUCCACUAUAAGUGUGGCUGUUGUGGACAGAAUUUCAAACAUUUUCCCCGACUCCCAUAGACAGGUUAAAAAUACCACAAGCUACUCUGAAAUGACUAUUUAUUUGAUAAUAGCUUUGUGCUCUAUUUCUUUUGUAUUUCUUUUGACACUGAUUGUCAUUUUUAUUCUUAAAUGCUGUAAGUGUACAUGUACUGCUGAGCCUUGCUGCACUGGUUGCUGCACGGCUUGUUGUGUCGUUCAGAACCCAAACCCUGCAGAUACAUACAAACAAGCCAACAAUAACAUUGAAACCAGACUUCCACCUGGAUUGACAGUACAGCCUAAUUUCAUUGAAGUUAGGGGGAAUGGAUCACUUACAAAGACCUACUGCUACAAGGCCUGCAUGACAGCAGGAUCAGGAAGUGACACAUUUAUGUUUUAUAACACUGGUGUUCCAGUAGGAACUAUGCCACAUGCAGUGAUUGCAGACAGAAACCUAACAGCACAAAGUGGACAGAGACAUAGCCUAAUCAUCUUAAAAAGUGAAACAACCACUCCUGUAGAGCCAAAACAUCCUAACCCAGACUGGCGUUACUCUGCAUCACUAAAAGCUGCAAUGCAGGGUGCUGUACAUAUGGAAGGAGCAGCAGUCUUACGUGGCGCAGCUGUAGGACUCGAACAACAAUGGCCAACAGUUUCCAGUGCAACACCAGUUCCCGAAGGAGGAGAAGUGUCUCCCCCAGUAGGAGCUGGUGUGAACUGCAACAGCUGGACCUUCAAAUAUGGACCUGGCAAUCAAAAACAACAAGUACCACAAAUACCACCCGAUUUUCCAGAGAAUUUUAUUAUCCCAGGAUCCCCAGCCAUCAUUUCAAUCCGCCAGGAUCAGCCAUCCGCUCAAGCUCAUAAAAGUAACUUUAUAACCUUUGGCAAAAAGGAAGAAACAAAGAAGAAAAAGAAAAAGAAGAAGGGGAAUAAGAAUCAAGAGAAAGCAAAUAAUAACGCAGCUGAUAACAAUGAUCAAUGAGAGGAUACUGAAGCCAAUUAUUCCCCCAUUUUUUUGUAAGACAUAAUGUAGCAACUCGUAAGAAUCUUCCUAUUGUUAAUGCACCUUCCAAUGAACAAAAAGACUUCAUCAUUUAAGCCUGAGAAUCUAUACAGUUUGUCAAUAUAAUUUAUCAGAUUGUGUCUUUAAUGCUUUAUAAUGUUAAAUCUUUAGUCAUAUAGUAUCCAGCGGUUGUCUCUCACAUCCAAAGAAUGCAAAUGCAGGUUGUGCAUAUAAUAAAGUAAGUGACUGUUGAAGUGUUGCUGUUGCCAGUACUUAGAGGAGAAAUUCAUUUUAUGGGUGAAAGUCGUAUUCAGCUCAUCCGGAAUUACUGACAAAACUGUUCCACCAGUUAUUUUAUUUUUCUGGGAUACCUCUAGUUCCUGAUUCCUGAUUGGCUGCAUUUUCUGAAUAUUAAUAUAUAUCCAGCCACAAGAUGGAAGUCUCCACUUGAUACUGGUGGCAAGUACACUUUAAGGUAUAUCUUUGUAAAUAAAGUGUAAUGCACCGAAAAACACGCUAUAUUGAACCACUCAUAGGACAAGAUGCACAUAUAAAUUUACACCAUAUUUCUGAGCAGAAAUAAAGUAUGAAAGUGGAGAAACAAAUAUUUUCUGGGGACAAAACACCCAUAAUCAAUCUACUCUAACCACAGGAAAUAAAUAGAAUUUCUUUAGAAUUAAUCUAGAUUUCAUACUUAGUAUAUUGAUAUGUAUAUUGAUUUAUAUAUACCAACAAUCAGCAAGGUAUCUAUUACGUUUUAUCAGGCUCUUGACAACAUUUAAAUGCAUUGAGCAAAAUCAAAAUGCAAGCUAAUUCCUCAGGAAUCAAGAUAGUAAAUAACUUGUUUAUUUCUGUUCCCACCAUCUGUUGUUGUAAAUGUACUCACUUCUGAAAAAUAACAAACCACAAAUAUAUACAUACAAAAUAAGAAAACAAAAAGAAAAAAAAGUUGUUUUUAUAAACAGUUCACAUGUAAAUACAUUCUUACAUACUUUUUUGAAGAGUGCAUAUAUGUGAUGAUAUAUAUUCUCUUCAAAACAAUAGGCAAUCAUAAUAUUGCGGUGUAUUUUAAGGAAAAUUAUAAUCAGGGUGCAUUAUACUAUAUAGUGUUCAAAGGAAAAUAGGAAAAAAAAAGACAUUGCAGAGUAUUUAUCUAAA
Molecule: messenger RNA, 4349 nt
Organism: Nanorana parkeri
Lineage: Eukaryota; Metazoa; Chordata; Amphibia; Anura; Dicroglossidae
Product: protocadherin alpha-C2-like
Exons: 4
Coding region: 207-3170 (987 amino acids)
Biological process (GO): homophilic cell-cell adhesion
Cellular component (GO): plasma membrane
Molecular function (GO): calcium ion binding
Source: RefSeq, a predicted model, not a curated record